UUGCUUUAAAAAAAAAAAAGCCUUUUAGCCACCUUCCCAGGAGGUGGUAAAUUCAGCUGCGCAGGCGCCUUGCUUCCCCCUCCAUCACCAUCUUAGAUUGGCCUACGAUUGAUUACAUCAUUGGUCCGCGCAACCCUAGCAGGCUUCUGGGCCUGUAGCUGAGCCGAAGCUCUUCCUUUUGCGUAGCGGGGCGGGGCACGAUGGUGGCCGGGGGGGGGGAAAUUGUUCUACUACGCAUGCGCACCGGGGAUGGCGACAGGGCCUCUUUCUUUGCUUCUCUCCACAGCUCUUCCCAGCCGGGGGGCUGAGUGCCCUCCCCCUUUUCUCCCUGCCCCUCCCCUUUCUCCCCCCCCACCGCCCAGCGGGGCUUCUAACUGACAGUUGUCGCCGGGCCCCCUCCGCGCACCGCCUCCUUCUGCCCGUGUCCCCCGCAGGUAGAGGGGGGCGGGAGGGGGUGUGAGGGAGAGGAGGAGCCGGAGCCGCCGCUGCGGCCCCCUCCGGGGAGGGGAGAGGAGAACCCCUUUCCUCCUCGCCCCCUCCCAGCCCCCUGCUGGCCCGGGAGGGGGUGGGGCGCCGAGGCCGCGGCGACCCGGCGGGGCCUGGCCGGUGAAGAGCAGGCGGGCGGGGUGCGGAGGGGUGAGGCCGGCGAGGGCCGUGCGCGCGCCGCCGCCGGGGGGAGGGGAGAGGAGGGCACCUAGGCUCUCCUCUUCUCUCCCCCCUCCCCGCGCGCCAUGUAACCCCGCCCCGCCGGCGGUGAGCUCGAGACCCCCGCGCGCACCGAGCCGAGCCGGCGGCUGAGGAGAGCCAGGCCCGAUGUGGCAGGGGCUACGCGCCGCGGCCGAGCCGUGAGGAAGCGGCUCGCGCUCACGCGUCCCCCAGCACCUCGAGCGGCUGUUCCACACCGCCCAGCCUAGGCCUGCCGGGGCAUGAGCGUGCCCGGGACGCCGGGAGCGAUGGAGCCGGCCGGGGAGGAAGAGCGGCCGCCACCGGCGGCCGAAGGAGAGGACGACGAGGAAGAGGUGGCAGCGGCGGCCCAGACCUCAGGGCCGGCCCACGGAAGGAGUGCCUCCUCGCUGGAGGACGCGGACGAUCAGGAGGAAGAGAUGGAGGCGAUGGUGAUCGGAGGCGGUGGCUGCAAGGAGCAGGAGCUGACCUACGAGCUACAGCAGGGCUACCGCAUCCUGGGCGAGUUCCUGCAGGAGAAGCACCGGGGCCUCACCGCCCCCUUUCUGCAGCCCUUGGGGGGCGUUGCCACCGCGGAGGAGGAGGUGGCGGAAGGGCCGCGCAGCGGGGGCCGGGGCGGUCGCGCCUUCGCGCAGCAGCCCAGGCAGGGCAUGUGUCUGCUGAAGAUGGAGGAGAAGUUCGCCAGCGGCCAGUACGGGGGCAUCACCGAGUUCGUGGCGGACUUCAGGUUGAUGCUGGAGACGUGCUACCGCCUGCAUGGAGUGGACCACUGGAUCUCCAAACAGGGCCAGAAGCUGGAGAUGAUGCUGGAGCAGAAGUUAGCGCUUCUCUCUCGGCACUUGAGAGAAAAGACAACGAUAGCAGUUACUUCUAGAGGCUAUUAUGGAUUGGAGGAUGAGAAGGGAACUGCAUGUACCUCAACAAGGCGUCGGUCAACACCGCGAAGUUUGGCAGGCUUGACAAGUGGAGUUUUUGAAUCUAUAAUGGUUCAAGUUUUGAGACAGGAAGAACAGCUGAGAGCAAAAGAAGAAAAAAGGCUUCGGGAGCAGGAAAGAAAAGAAGCGGAAGAAGCUAGUCAAAAGGAAAUAGAAGAAUGGGAAAGAAAACUUCUAGCUCAAGCAGCUCCAACUUGUAUGGAGACCAUGUGGGAAAUUCCAGCUAUUGGGCAUUUCCUUUGUUUAGCCCAACAAAUUCUAAAUUUGCCAGAAAUAGUCUUUUACGAAUUGGAACGUUGUCUUCUGAUGCCUCAGUGUAAUGCUUUUCUAUCGAAAAUAAUGACUUCUCUAUUAAGUCCUCCCCAUCGCAGACCUACCUUACAUCGAAGACCUACUUUGCCUUAUAGGACCUGGGAAGCAGCGCUGAGGCAGAAAGUACAACAGUGGUACACUGCUGUAGGGCAGACUGAAAAUCCUGAUAACUGUGCUGAAAAACUGGGGUUGUGUCCUCAGUUUUUUAAAGUCCUUGGAGAAGUUAAUCCAUUGGAAGAAAAACCUUUUCACGAACUACCUUUUUACCAAAAAGUAUGGCUACUUAAGGGUCUUUGUGACUUUGUGUAUGAAACACAAAAGGAAGUUCAAGAUGCUGUACUUGGACAGCCUAUCCAUGAAUGCAGGGAAGUUAUUCUUGGUUAUGAUUAUUUGGAGAAUGCUUAUGUACAUUUUCCACAGUUCUGUGGUGCAGAUGUACGGAUUUAUAAACAGAGACCCUUUCAGGCCCCAGAAUUUCCAGUUCCACCCAUUAAAAUACAAAGAGUACCUCGGAUUAAAUUGGAGAAAUUGAAGUGUGACUAUGUUAGUACAAGUAAUGGAGAACAUAGAUGUAGUAGAGACAGCCUGCCCUCUUCCUUCAAGAAAGAGCAGGAAAAUAAUUUUGAUCCAGUUUGCUGUCCUGCUAAAAUGAUCUUGGAUAAUCAUGACAUCUCUGUUGAAAUGGAAGUAAAAUCCAACUAUGAAAUUAGAAUUCGCAGGCCUUGUGAAAUUAAAAAAACUGAUUGUUGUAAAGAAAAUUUAGAGAAACCAGGGAGUCCAGGGGAAGUUACUGGCUUUGGAGAGCCUCUCAGUCCAGGUGAAAUAAGGUUUAUAGAAAAUCAGGAAAAAUAUGGUGAAGCUUCCAGAAUAAAGAUUGAACCCAGUCCAUUAAAAGAAAAUACUCUAAAAUCUUGCCAAAUACAUGUAAAUGGAAGUCACAGUGAUCAUCCAGAAAUUAACUGCCACAAAGUUGUAAGGGAUAUUCUAUUAGAGCAGUCACUACAGAGCCACAAGAAACUCAAACUAACUAAAAUGAGGGCAAAAAAGAAGAAAAAGAAAAAAAAGAAAUUGAAAGAUGUUUUGAAUGAAAACUUACAGAGAAAGCGUGAAGGUCUUCAUUCUCUUGCAUUCAAGUCUUACAAACCUGAGAUCCAGAAUAAGUUAUUGAUCAUCAAAAAAAAAGCAAAACACAAGAAGCACAAAUCUGGAAAAAAAUCCGUCUCUAAAAAAGCAAUCACAAAGAAGAGGAAAACUGUCACAAAGUCACCUACUGUACCAGAGUUUCAGCUUAUUUGCACUAAUCUUGAUGAACUCAGGGAAUUAAUCACAAAAAUCGAGAAUGAACUCAAAGAUCUGGAAAACAGUAGAAAAAAAUCGGGAAAAUGGUAUCAUCGGAGGCAAGCUGUAAAAGAAUUACAUAGUACAUUGAUACGUCUUUUAAAUGAAUUGCUGCCAUGGGAACCAAAGUUAAUGAAGGCUUUCCAAAGAAACAGGAGCCGCCUAAAGAAAGACUAUGAUGAUUUCAGAAGACAACCUGAUCAUGAUAAAUUUACUAGAGAACUAUGGACCACUGAUGAAGGUGAAGGAGAUCUUGGAAAAGACUCUCCUAAGGGAGAAAUCAGUAAGUCUGUAGACUCAACAGAACCUCUGGAUAUCUUGGAGAAAGAUCACUUUGAUUCAGAUGAUAUGAAGUUGUCAGAAAUAGAUUUUCCUAUGGCUAGAAGCAAGCUGUUGAAAAAGGAAUUGCCUUCAAAAGACUUACCGAAGACACUGCUUAAAACCCUUAAACGACAGUCCAAACAAACUGGUUAUGUGGAUGACAGCACAAAAGAGCUUUCUCCAAGGAAGAAGGCAAAGUUAAGCACAAAUGAGACAACAGUUGAGAAUCUAGAAAGUGAUGUGCAGAUUGACUGUUUCAGUGAAUCAAAGCAUACAGAGCCAUCAUUUCCAGAGUCAUUUGCCUCAUUGGAUUCAUUACCAGUGUCUACUCUCCAGAAAGGGACCAAACCCAUUCAGGCUUUGCUUGCAAAGAAUAUUGGGAACAAAGUGACCUUAACAAACCAACUGCCUCCUUCCACAGGUAGAAAUGCUCCUGCUGUGGAAAAACCAGUUUUAUCUGCUCCAGAAGCAAGCCCGAUAAAGCCAGCAUUGACCUGCCACACCAAUACAAAAGGUCCUUUACAAAUGGUAUACAAAAUGCCCUGUGGCCAGUGGUUGCCAAUAGAUCUUCAAAAUAGCUCUGUAAAGAUUCAGAUGCAGCCUGUGGUGGAUCCUAAAACAGGAGAAAAAAUCAUGCAGCAAGUUCUUAUUCUGCCUAAGAAUUUUGUGAUUCAGCAUAAAGAAGGAAAAGCAGUUGCAAAAGAAAUACCACCAUUUCAACAGAAAGGUACAGAACAACAUUGUUCAUCUUUCCCACAGACAACAAAUAUAAAUUCUUCUUUAGCGUCAGUUUUUGUCAACUCACCAGGAACUGUUUCUACCCAACUACCAAAUACAGUUUUCAACAAAACAGUUACACCUUUAUCAAAUAUAAGUAGUGCUAGACCACAGCCUUUGUCACCUGUAACCUCUGUAAGUAACUUAUUAACACCAUCAGUUAAGACUAGCCAGAGUGAGGCAGGAAAAGCCAAGAAUGCAGUUUCAGCAGCCACAUUCUCCUUGCCCAGUGCUUCACCCACCAUUUCCUCCACAGGUCAGCCUCUGUUAUCAACAACAACACUAAAUGGGUCUACAAAUCCUGGUAGUUCCUUCAACUGUUUUGCACAACAGACUGCUGAUUCUUCUGAAGCAAAGCAAGAGCUGAAAACUGUGUGCAUAAGAGAUUCACAGUCAAUUCUUGUUAGGACACGAGGUGGGAACACUGGAGUUGUAAAAGUACAGACCAACCCAGAUCAAAAUUCACCCAAUACUGUGUCUUCAAGUUCAGUUUUCACUUUUGCUCCUCAUCUUCAGGCAUUUCUGGUGCCAAAAUCAACAACUUCUUCCUCUGCUUUUCCACCUGUAGCUGGAACAACUACUACAUCUAGUCUUUCGCCUUUUAGCCAAACACCGACUUCUGUUUCCAUUCCAGCUAGCUUUGCUCCAUCCAUGGGGAAAAAUCUCAAACUUACAUUAGGCCACCCCACUGGCAGUAGUGAUUUGGGCCACAUGAUAGAUAAAACUUCACACAUGCCCUCUUCUCCCUUGAAGUCCUCUGUUUGUUCUAGUACUCUGCUACCAUCAACAACAAGUAGUUCAGUAAGUGUAAUUAGCAUAUCAGCAGCAAAUUUUGGACAAAACAAUGCAAAUAUUAUUCAUACUGCAACUAAACAGCAACAAGUAGAUUAUAUCACAAAAAGUUACCCUGUUACAAGGUCAGAAGCAACAGCAACAACAAAUGGAGAUGUAAUCAGUGGGACUCCAGUUCAGAAACUUAUGCUGGUAUCAGCUCCAUCUAUUCUUUCUUCUGGCAAUGGAACUGCAAUUAAUAUGACACCUGCACUGACAUCUACAGGUGUUUCUGCCCAGAAAUUAGUUUUUAUUAAUGCCCCAGUUCCCACUGGUACAUCAACCCCAACUCUUGUUGCAGAAUCAUUAAAACAAACUCUUCCUCCAUUGAAUAAAGCAUAUGUUAAGACUUCAGAGCAACCCCAAAUAGUACUGAUUCCAUCUACAGUGGGCACACCAAUAAAAAUAAAUUCUUCACCAGCUGUGUCUCAGAUAAAAGAUGUGAAAAUUGGACUAAACAUAGGUCAAGCAAUUGUAAAUACUUCAGGCACUGUGCCAGCUGUACCAUCAAUUAACGUAUUACAAGAUGUAACCCCAAAAGGAGAAGACAAAAGUAGCAAGGGCUAUAUUUUGCCAUUGUCAACAAGUGGUAAUUCUGUUCCAGUAAGCUCAAAUUUUGUGAGUCAGAAUAUUACCCCUGUUAAUGAAUCAGUGGUUUCUGCAGCAAGAGCAGUAAACAUGCUUUCAGUUACUGGAACAAAUUUAUCUUUGGGUUCCCUUUCAGUGACCUCAGCCUCUGCUUCAGCUGGGGCACGACCUGUUUUAGUCAGUGGAAAUGAUACCUCUUCAAGAAUUAUGCCUAUUUUGUCAAAUAGACUUUGCUCAUCAAGUCUCGUAAACACUGUGGCUAUAUCAACUGUGAAAACAGGACACCUUGCAUCAUCUGUUCUGAUUUCAACUACACAACCAGUAGUGUCUCCUAAAUGUUUAACAUCAGCUUUGCAAAUUCCUGUUACGGUUGCCUUACCUACACCUGCGACUACAUCCCCUAAAAUAAUAAACACAGUUCCACAUUCGGCAGCAGUACCAGGAGCCACACGUUCUGUAUCUCUUUCUAAAAGACAAUCUCGGACUUCACUCCAGUUUCAUUCACCAGGGAUUUCAACUACAGUGCCAACAAAUGUAAACACAAAUAAACCUCCAACUGAAUUGUCGUCCCUUUCACCAAGUCCAGACUCAGCCCAAGUCUCCGUGUCCAUCACCUGGGACACUGUCUGAGGAACUCUGUGAGGAGAGCCUUUUCCACAGAGAAAUGAGAGCACCCUCAGUGAGUGACAGUCUGGGGGUUUUGGAGGGAUGUAGUGUUCAAGCCACAGGUUCCUCAGUGUACAGGAUUGAGGUUCAGCAGAGACCUCGUGAGGGGAGGAGGUACCCAAAUGCGUGAUGAAGUUUCCUUGGUUUAGAAUUCAUUUAUUUGUUUGAAGUGGGAGAGGUGGAAGCCUUAUUUUAAGUGGUAAGACUUGACAGUAUCAGAAGAGUGGGGAAAUAUUUUAAUAUUUUGUUAAAUGUUGUUUUUUUCAAUGUGUGUAAUACGUCUCUUUAUCCUGUGUUUUCUUUUUCCCCUUUGGUGAAAUUUUGUCUUUAGUAGAAAAUGAUGCAGUUAUGUUACACUGGUGUUUCUGAUGACACAAGAUGAUUUUUAGGUGGUUUACUGACUCACCGUUAUAUAGCAAUGAAUCAUAUAGUGAGAAAGUAAUUUCUUUAAAACUCUGUAAGCCUUCCAAUUAUGUCAAAGACAGCCUUUAGCUUUUCUCUGAUCCUUGUUAAUCUCUGUUUGACAAAGAGAGCAGGUCUCAGGUUCAUAGCCUUCUGUGACCACUAGUAUUUUCUUAGGCUAAAAAAAUUACUUUCAUUAUCUUCGUUUUUAUAGUUAUCCUCUACUAUGGAAAAUGAUACUGGUUUUCCACUUAGGAUGGCAAUAGAAAUUAAAGCCAAAAAAAGUUUAAAUGAGCUGCCUGAAAGAGAAAUAUUAGAUAAAUAAUAGUGUAGGUGAUAUGUUGAUGUAGCCAAAGGAAAACAAAUUGCAAUGUUGCUAUGCAAAUAAUGACACCAUUCCAGAAUCUCUGAUCCUUUAUGAUUUCUUCUGCACAUUCUUGUGAGAGGGAUUUGGGAACCCAAGAGAGCUAAAUUGCCAUAGGUACAUGUAAGGCAGUACACAGGCAUCAGUACUAAGGCAGUACAUAGUAGCUUUUACUUAUUUAAAUCCUUCUACCAAUUUCUGGUUUUAUAGAAAAUACUUGUCAUUAGUUAGAAUAGCAUUGAGCCUUGAAGUGAAAUGUAAUUAGACUGCGUUAUAUGUCUUACCUAAGAUAUAGGAUCCAGCCAGGCAUGGUGGCUCACGCCUGUAAUCCCAGCAUUUUGGGAGGCUGAGGCGGGCAGAUCACCUGAGGUCAGGAGUUUGAGACCAGCCUGACCAACAUGGAGAAACCCCGUCUCUACUAAAACUACAAAAUUAGUCAGGCGUGGUGGCGCAUGCCUGUAAUCCCAGCUACUCAGGAGGCUAAGGCAGCAAAAUUGCUUGAACCUGGGAGGUGGAGGUUAUGGUGAGCCAAGAUCGCACCAUUGCACUCCAGCCUGGGCAAGAAGAGCGAAACUCCAUCUCAAAAAAAAAAAAAAGCUAUAGGAUCUUUACAAUAUAUUAUUGUAGUAUAAUAGAAUUUUAGAGCAAAAAGAGACAUUGCUGACAUGUUCUUGAUCAGAUAAAUAGGCCAGUCAACACUUUGUCUUAAACCUGUAAAAGUAUCCUUUGUGAGCACUCCAUAGUACCGGAACAAUUCUGUGUACAGUUCAUGUCGGUCAAGGUUCGAAAACCUGACUAGUUUGUUAUUAGCCAAAUUUCAAGUAAAGAGAAAUUGGAUGGCCCCAGAAUACCCACUUGAAUUCUCUCUCUCAGAAAAUAACAGCAUGGAUUUACUAACAUUACCUCUGGCACAGAUAGUAUCAUGCAUUGCAACAUUUAUUGAUGGAGUUUUCCCAAUUUAAUAUUUCUCAUCAUUUCCUCACAUGAUUAGUACUGCUAGCUGACCUACUAAAAUUUUAACACUGACUUAUUAUUAGAGAUGGCUUGCAUUUUUCCUACACCAUUCCAAAGGAAAACAUUAGAUGUCUGUAAUAAAUUCAAGCAAAAGUAUGAGAGAAAUAAUUUCAGCAUGUCUCAGGUGUCUCGCUGGCUCUUAAGGUGAAUAAGGUGGUGGUGACUGUUCUGCAGAGAGUUUCUCAUAAGCAGGUGGAGCGUUGGGAACCUGUGAGGACAAGAAAGGGAGAAUAUGGUCUUGGCAACAGUGUAUGUGUUUCUAGGAAGGGAUUAAGUUAAAAUAGUUAACAUACUUAUACUUUGCCUGUGGACUGAAAUUUCUAAGUGUUCACAUAUAAUUUCUGCCCAAUGAAGUAAUUGUUAAAUUUCACAAGUAUAUAGGCUGAUUGUUGGGGGCAAGAGUAGAGAAAAAUAGGGUCAAGGAGUUCCCAAAAUCUCAAAAGCUUAGCUAUACCUGGAUUUUCCAUGACAGUAAAAGUCUCAAGCCCUAACUAACGAAUCAUUGAAUGCAAUUUACAGACACUAUAUACAUUGCAUCUUUACCACAGAGAUCCUUGUAAUUGUGUCUAAAGGCACAUUGAUACUACCAAAUAUAAAACAAGAGGAUAUUGUAUCCAGAACAAAUGUGUCAGGGCUUCAUUUAAUGCUCACAACAAUUCUGGGAGUGUUUUUAUUAUUUUCAUGUUACAGAAUGGGAAACUAGGGCACAGAGAGGUUAACUCGCUUGCCCAUGAUCACACAACUAGUAAGUUGUGGAGCUAAGAAUCAAGCACAGUAAUUUGGCUCCAGAGUCAGCGCUCUCAACCAUUAUGCUAUGUUGUAUAUGUACUAGUGCUGUCCAAAAGAAAUAUGGUACAAGCCACUUAUGUAAUUUUAUUUUAUUUUAUUUAUUUAUUUUUGAGAUGGAGUUUUGCUCUUGUCUCCCAGGCUGGAGUGCAGUGGCACUAUCUCGGCUCACUGCAACCUCCACCUCCCGGGUUCAAGUGAUUCUCCUGCCUCAGCCUCCCAAGUAGCUGGGAUUACAGGCAUGCACCACCACGCUUGGCUAAUUUUGUAUUUUUAGUAAAGACAGGAUUUCACCAUGUUUGCCAGGCUGGUCUUGAGCUCCUGAGAUCAGGUGAUCCACCCGCUUCGGCCUCCCAAAGUGCUGGGAUUACAGGUGUGAGCCACCAUGCCCAGCCAUAUGUAAUUUUAAAAUUUCUAGUAGCUACAUUUAAAAGAAGAAACAUGUAAAAUUAAUCUUAAAAUAUUUUAUUUAACCUAAUAUUAUCAGAAUAUUUAUUUCAAGAUGAAUCAAUAUAAAAAUGAUUAAUGAACCAUUUAUCUUCUUUUCUACAUACUAAUAUUUUUGAAAUAUGGUAUGUAUUAUAAUACAUCUUAUUUCAAACUCCUAUGUUUUAAGUGUUCAAUAGCACCAUGUGAGUAGUGGCUAAGCCAUCAGGCAGCACAGCUCUAUACAAUAAAUAAUAGGUACUUUAUCCCUCCCUUCUGUAUAUAUGUACAUCCAUUAAAAAGGCAAAUAUAACUAAAAACAUAAAAGAAUAUUGUAUCCAGGACUAAGUUCUUCCUUUGAAUCUUACAUGUAGGGCUCUCAUUAUUGACCCUGGAAACACUGGGUAUGUGACAACACAAUUAAGAAGAUAUCUGUACUUCCCUUGUUUUUUGUUUUUAUUAUUAUUUAUUUUUAUUCUCAUAAAAUACACAUAAAAGUUGCCAUUUUAACCAUUUUGAGGUGUGUAUAGUUCAGUGGCAAUGAGUACAUUCACAUUGUCCUUGCUUUUUAAAUGGAAAUAAUUGUAUUCACUUGAGUUAAAAACAGCCAUUCAUGAAAAUACCCUUAUGAAGGAUCUUAACCUACCACAGGUUCACAGUUUUUCUCUUGAAGAGACAGUUUGCUGUCCCGAUGAUCAAACCCUUCUUGUGGGCAUCUUCUUGUUAAGGCGCAUUGAGUGCCAACAUGAAGACUUUUAUCCUGAAAUGUAAAUUGAUAAAGGUGAGUGGGUGAGAAGAAGUAACUGAAUCCAUUAAAGAAAAGAGAAGGAAGCCAGAGUUUUAAGAAUGAGUUUUAAUCUAGGUUCUGCCACUUACUUGCUGUGUGCCUCAACACUUUACCUUCUGAUUUCUGAGUUUGCAUCUAGGAAGAUAAUACCCACCUACCUCUCAGAAUUGUUGUGGGAAUUAACUAGAAGUAAAGCUCUAGUGCAGUGCCUGGGACCCAAUAGUUGGUCAAAGAAUAUUUCUGAAGGGAAGGAUAAGAAGAGUGAAUCUACAAAAGGAACACUCCUGUGAAAUUAUCCAUCAAUAGUGAGGCAGAAAUAAAGACUUUGUCAAACAAAAAUUGAGGAAAUUCAUUGCCAAUAGACCUGCCAUGCAAGAAACAUUUGAAGUUCUUUAGAGAAAAAGAAAAUAACAUAGGUCAGAACCUUGUACCUACAUAAAGGAAGAACAUCCAAGAAGGAAUAAAUGAAGGUAAAAUAAAAACUUUUUUUCUUUUUUUUUUUUUUUUUUUGAGACAGAGUCUCACCCUGUUGCCCAGGCUGGAGUAUAAUGGCACGAUCUUGGCUCACUGCAACCUCUGCCUCCUGGGUUCAAGUGAUACUCCUGCCUCAGCCUCCUAAAACUUUGUCUUUCUUUCUUUCUUUUUUUUUUUUUUUUUUUUUAAGAGACAUGAUCUUGCUAAGUUGCCCAGGCUGGUCUUAAACUCCUGAGCUCAAGCAAUCCUCCUGCCUCAGCCUCUGAGUAGCUGAGACUACAGGCAUGCACCACUGCACCCAACAUAUUUAUCUUAUUCUUAGUUGAUUUAACAGAUAAUAGUUUGUUCAAAAAUGAAUAAUAGCAACAGUGUAUUUGAUUAUGUAUGCUUAUAUACACUUGAAAUUAGUAACAGCAAUGAUACAAGGGAAAGGAAUGUUAACAGAAAGAAAAAAACUGCAAAAUAUUUUAAAGAGGUUUAUUCUGUGCCGAUAUGAAUGACCAUGGCCAGGAGAACAGUCUCAAGAGGUCCUGAGAAAGUGUGCUUGAGGUGGUUGGGUUAUGAUUUGGUUUUAUACAUUUCAGGAAGACAGGAAUUGUAGGUAAAAAUCAUAAAUCAAUACACGGAAGGUGUACACUGGGUCAGCCUGAAAAGGCAGGACAUCUCAAAGCAGAGACUUAGAAGUCACAGGUGGGUUUUAGGUAUUCUUUAGUUAGCAGUUGGUUGAAAGAGUUCAGCUCUGUCUUAAGACUUGAAGUCAGUAUAAAGGAAUGCUUAAGAUAAGGGAGUCUGCAAUCUGUCAUGUGAUGCUAUACCAGAGUCAGUUUGGAAAGUAAACCACAUUAUAUGGGGUUAAUUUAAAAAAAAAAAACAAAAACAUUUUAUGGUUUGAAGGGCAUGAUUUAACCCUUUCCUUGCAUUGUCUUGUUCCUAAUUUGAUAUUGCCACAAAGAGUUCAUUCUGUCAGUCCUGUAAUCUCUAUUUUAAAAUUAAUGCUGGUCAGUUGUACCUAAAACUCUAAAAGGGAGGGAGUAUAAUGAGGCAUCUCUCACCUCCCUUCCCAUCAUGGCCAAGACUCAGUUUUUCAGGUUUCCCUAGGGUCCCCUUGGUGAAGAGGGGGUCCAUUCAGUUGGUUGGAGGAUUUAGGAUUUUGUUUUUAGUUUACAGGAGGAAGGAAUUAGGAUUAUUUUAUUUUAAGGUACUCAUAAUGCCUAUGAAAUGGUGUAGUGUUAUUUGAAAGUGGAUUUGAAUUAGUUGUAAAUGUAUAUUGCAAACUCUAGGGAAACCACUGAAAAAAGGUAAAAAAGAAGUAUAAGGCCGGGCGCAGUCGCUCACACCUGUAAUCCCAGCACUUUGGGAGGCCAAGGCGGGUGGAUCACGAGGUCAGGAGAUUGAGACCAUCCUGGCUAACACGGUGAAACCCCGUCUCUACUAAAAAUACAAAAAAUUAGCCAGGCAUGGUGGCGGGCACCUGUAGUCCCAGCUACUUGGGAGGCUGAGUCAGGAGAAUGGCAUGAACCCGGGAGGCAGAGCUUGCAGUGAGCCAAGAUCGUGCCACUGCACUCCAGCCUGGGCAACAGAGUGAGACUGUCUCAAAAAAAAAAAAAAGAAGUGUAACUGGACUGGAGGCCAAGUGGGUGGAUCAGUUGAGGUCGAGUUUCAGCCUGGCCAACAUGAUGAAAACCCAUCUCUACUAAAAAUACAAAAAUUAGAUGAGCAUAGUAGUAUGCACCUUUAAUCUCAGCUACUUAGGAGGCUGAGACAGGAGAAUCACCUGAACCUGGGAGGCAGAGGUGGCAGUGAGCCGAGAUCGUGCCACUGCACUCCAGCCUAGGCGACAGAGUGAGUGAGACUCCGUCUCAAAAAGCAAAAAGAAGUAUAACUGAUAUGCCAAGAAAGGAGAGAAAAUGGAAUCAUAUAAAAUGUCCAGUGAAAAUCACAAAAGGCAGAAAAAGAGUAAAGACAAAAAUAGAAACAAAGAACAGAGGCAACAGGUAGAAAACAGUAACAAUAUGGUAGAUAUUAAUCCAACUAUAUCAAUAACCACUUUGAAUAUCAAUGGUCUAAAUGCACCAAUUAAAAGAUAGAUUGUCAGAGUGGGUCAACAAACAAGACCCAACUAUGUGUUCUCUACAAGAAACCCUCUUUAAAGACACAUACAUGUACAUUAAAAGUAAGUGGAUAAAGGCCAGGCAUGGUGGCUCACACCUGUAAUCCCAAGCACUUUGGGAGGCCAAGGCAGGCGGAUUGCCUGAGCUCAGGAGUUCGAGACCAGCCUGGCCAACAUGGUGAAACCCCAUCUCUACUAAAAAUACAAAAAUUAGCCAGGCUUGGUGGUGCACACCUGUAAUCCCAGCUACUUGGGAGGCUGAGGCAGGAGAAUCACUUGAACCCAGGAAGUGGAGGUUGCAGUGAGCCAAGAUCACACCACUGCACUCCAAUCUAGGUGACACAGCGAGACUCUGUCUCAAAAAAAAAAAAAAAAAAAAAAAAAAAAAGUAAG
Molecule: messenger RNA, 13208 nt
Organism: Pongo pygmaeus (Bornean orangutan)
Lineage: Eukaryota; Metazoa; Chordata; Mammalia; Primates; Hominidae
Gene: BRD10
Product: bromodomain containing 10
Exons: 9
Coding region: 927-6416 (1829 amino acids)
Molecular function (GO): protein binding
Source: RefSeq, a predicted model, not a curated record